Messenger RNA from Periconia digitata, 1929 nucleotides. The record is from the annotation of a GenBank genome assembly. NCBI's taxonomy places the organism in Eukaryota, Fungi, Ascomycota, Dothideomycetes, Pleosporales, Periconiaceae.
AUUGGUGCGGUUGUGAUGUCUUCAGUCGGACUGAGCAACAGAAUGGGACAUCGACCUGUGAAGACCUGCACAGAAUGCAAGCAAGUCAAACUGAAAUGCGAUUCCAAAGUUAAAUUUCCCGCUCCGUGUACACGAUGUCACACUCGAAAUCUCCAGUGUGCAGUGGACUCAACAUUUCGCCGUACGCCGGCGCGCAGACGUGUCGAAGAAAUGGCCAGAGAGCUGGAAAGCUUGAGGCAGCAGAGAGAAGAAACCGGAUCCAAAGCGUCGCCCUCGACAAAUAAUGAGUCGGGUUCGGCAACGUAUGGAUCUCCAGCAGAUACCUUGGAUCACCCCGGUGUAGCCGUUCUGAACGAACUUGGUAUGAUGGACGAAUAUCGACUUGAUGACUUCGUCGUUGACAAAGCAACUGUUAUUCAUACCUUUCGGAUAUUCUCUCUUCUAUUUUACCCACACUGGCCCAUUCUUCACCAUAGAAUUUCGAUCUCGUCCAUGUACAGUCAUUCGCCCCUGCUCUUCUGGACCAUCAUCGCCAUCGUAGCAUCUCGUGCAACUACGCCUCAAGAAGGUGUACUGUUUGAACCACUCGUGGGACCCUUCCUUUCCUACCUUGGAGGUGUCAUUUUGAAAGCGCCAGUGCCAUAUCCAGCAAUCCAGGCUCUGACAUAUUUGAUCAUCUGGCCUUUUCCAGCGGAGCGACAGAACCGCGAUUCAACAUGGUUGUAUUGCGGCGUAGCGACCAAUGCCGCCAUGUAUUUAGGUCUUCACCAAGCUAGACCACCUCCAAGUCUGAGGAGCAUCGGUGUGCCGGCAGGGACUCCAAAGGCAAGGGCUCACACGUGGUUGGGCUGCUUCGUAGCCAAUACAUGCCUUGGGUUACACGUCGGAGUUACCCCCUUAUUGACAGGCCCAAAAGAACUCGAAACCAUCGAAUCCUUCGUACGAGGCCACGCAAUCCCAUCCGAAUUCGCCCACCAUGUCAUGGUACACGCAACCCUCGCACGCUACACAAAAAUUGUCACCGAAACGAGCGAAGAAAUCGUCAGCCACUCCCUGAUACGUCUUUUCAAUGCCGAGCUCGAUAGCAUCAAGACCCGCUUCCCUACCCCUUGGACCGCGCGGUCAGAAAUGGCUACCUUGAUUGCAAAGAUUCACAUCUACACCAUGACCAUUAUUAGAAUUCACAAGGACCUCACGACACGCGAGAUCCUCAUGCGAAGUACUUACACGACUGCACUGCGCAUCAUCUACCUAUGUGACCAGGGUGAGAUAGCGUUUCACCCAGCCGAAUACAAGCACCUGGCCCCGGAGAUCCUGGAACGCGCGGUGCCAAAAGACUACUUCCGCACUCUUUUCUUGGCCACAAUUUUCCUGUUGCGCUUCUUUGCGCUCAACGUGCACGCCGCGCCCGAAGACCAGGAGGUCGCGCGGAACCACGUCGCCAUGGCGCAGCGCUGCCUCAAGGCGGGUAGUCUGAAUGAGAACGACGAGAAGGAGCGCGCGGCUUUUCUACUCGAAGUAUUGAGCCGUCAACAGCCCAUCGACGUCGACAACACUAAGUUGAGAAUCGAUAAUCGCUUGGGGGCCUCGUUGGUCUACGAUGCCAUUACCACGGGUCACAAGCUUCGCAAUCUGGACGAGGAAGUGACUGGGGACCCCGAAGAGGCGGAGGUAGAGGCCGCGGCCGUACCAGCUUCAUUGCAGGGCGGUGGGCACCCAAUGCCUACAGGUCCCAUGGACACUUUCGCAGAGAUGCCUCCCCCGCCUUUUAUGGCGUCGUCUACUGUCCAGGGAAUGGCUCAGGUGGACAUGAACGGUAUGGAUGCUUUUACUGGGCCGUUCGAGUUUUCACUUCCUGAAGACUUGUGGGGUGAUUCCAUAUGGAAUAUGUUCAAUAGUGGUGCGCCGGAUCAGUCCAUGAUGUAUUAG